Molecule: messenger RNA, 6516 nt
Organism: Durusdinium trenchii
Lineage: Eukaryota; Dinophyceae; Suessiales; Symbiodiniaceae
Source: the annotation of a GenBank genome assembly
AGUGUCAACGGCCUGAGAUGGAAGACGGUGGUGAAGAGGACGACGAUGAUGACCAAGAGUCUCAGUACGGCAUGGCCAGGCAACGGUAUUUUCGCCACGUGGUCUACUGGCUGGCAUCUGAUUCUGAGCAAGAAAUUCCCCUUGUUGUGCAAGAUGCAUAUUUGAGAAUGGUUUGCAUUUUGUUGCAGCCACAUGAGAUCGAAGACAUGCUACAUGAUCGUUGGGAUGCAAGAUCUCAACGACUCCGGUUGAUCCCUGAGAAGCCAAGCCAUAUUGUCCUUUUGUUGAUUCAAUGGUUCACUCAGUACCUUCGCCGCUUCCCAGAACUGCAUGUCUUUAGUCCUCGUAUUUCUCCUGUGGUCGAAGCUAUCGAUGCGCAAAUCGCAUUCGCACUGACGCCAUAUUUCAUUCGAGACCAUUUGCUCCUUUUGCUGUUGGAAGUUCUAAAAGCAUACAAUGAGCAGAACGUGUGGAAGCGCUGGUGGGCCACAAACUUCUUGGCCUCUGGCGCAGCACCUACUGAAUUUGCUUUGGGAGGGCCAGCUGAUCAGCCACCAGGAGCUGACAAAGUGGCUCAAGAUUUCGAACACAUGGUCACGAAUGGAACCUUUGAACCGCAAAGUUCUUCGACCGAAGGUCAGGAAAAAACAAGGGCGAGAAGAUGAAGAUCUUCAAGAUGGUCCGGACAUCCUUACACAACUUUGGACAGUCCUUUUUGAUCAACGAGAUUGGUGUCAUCGUGAAUGGCAGAUCGAUGAAGAGAUGUGCGUUUGCAUUCAGCAGAUUCUCGACCUUGGGCUUUGUGACAAUGAUCAGCGCACUCGGGCCUAUGACCUGCUGCAACGCAUCGGACCUGAAAAGACUUCCAUUACCAAAAGCAUCCUGAAGUCUGUGGCAUCUGAAGCACAUGACUCCGGUGUGACAGGUUUCCUCACUGCUCAGUUGCAACGUCCUUGGUGGCCUCAAGAACAAAGCGCUUUCAAGGAAGAUGUCUUCGAAGAAGUUGACGAAGGAGAUCAGGGAGACCAAAGAGAAGGAGAUCAUGUCUCCUCUCCUGAUGCUUCAGGAUUUGGAUUUUCAGCCUCAGCUUCUGGAGCAUUUGGAGCUUCUUCUACUGGAGCUGGUGAUGACUUUGGUGAGCUUUGGAAGGUCACUGCAGCAAGGGUUGGCCGCCAUGCGCAGACUUCAGCUCAGGAGAAGCUUGCAGAUCAAGAACACUCGAAGCCGUUUCGCAGCCAUUUUGGGCACCAAGAGCUCGCGGCGCAAGCGGAUGCCUUUGUGAUGCCACGAGGCUUGCAGAUGCCUUUGUCAACCAAGGUAGCCAAAGAGGAAGAGGACUUGAAGGACUUCAUGUAUGAGCUAGUGGAACUCGGUGAUGCGAAGCUGGCACAGAACCUUCGAAUUGAUGUAAACCUUUGGAGGAGACAACAACUCACGCAUCCCAGCUUUGAGCUCUUCGGAACGGAUGAGAAGAGUUGGAAUGUCCAUGAAGCCUUGCUGGAAUCGAUGCGGAGCUUGGGUAUGAAACUCUUUUUCGAAGAAAACGUCUUGAUGACCAUUCUCAUGGAAGUUCAUGUGACUAUCGAGACUCAAGACAUCAAAGAGGCCUUGUUUGCGGCGAAUGCUCAGAAUUCCCAUGCUAGUCAAGCCCAUGACGGUGAUAAGGACAUGGCCAUGACGGCCAUGAACCAGGUAUACUUUGAAGUCGAGGUUGAAAGAGGAACAUCUUCCUCAAGCGGGGAAGGUUCUUCAAAUCAUUCUGAGAUCAUUUUCUUGGAAAACUUCUCAUACGUCCUGGGGCGCAAGAAACUAUCCCUUCAAGUGCUUGGAGCGGAGACUGUCACCAUGAGAUCCCGAUGCUUAUUCGAUUCCCGUGGAGCAAAGGUCACAGUUGCCAAUCCGAGAAUCAUUGCUGUGACAAGUCCCCGGAGCUUUGACUCGCAAGUGAUUCAGAAAGUUGUGCAUCUUGGCAGUCAACAUCAUGCGCUCAGCAAUGAGCCAGGGAAUCAGAGUCAGAGCGCUCUUGAACCCAUGAGUGAGAAGAAGAAGAUUUCCCGGAUGGUCAUUCAUGAGUUCAUGCCGCGCUACCGAAACAUUUUGGUGGAUAUUGUAGAAGAGCAAUGCUUUGGCUUGAGCGGUGGAGUGUCUGGCCUUGAUCAUGUGAAACUUCAAAGGAUAUUGGAAGCAGAGCACCAAUACGUUGUUGCCAUGAUGAACAGAGCUUGCAGCUAUGUAAUGCUGGAGCACUUGCUCACAAAGCUUGACAUUGAUCGCAAGGAUUGGGAACUCCAGGUCCAGCAGACAUUCCCAAAUUUGACACGGGUUUUUGAAACCUUGAGCGAGCAUUCUGUUGAUGAGAUGACUGACUCUGAAGUCCCCAUCAUUCUCUAUCGAGAACCGGAAGAUGAGCGGAUGGACACUUUGAGAUCAUGGAUUCUGCGCAUUUGCCACGUGGUCAGGUCAGUUGCAUUUACAAACCAGCCUCGCUUAAGCUUCUCUGAAGAUGGAGCAAAGCUGGUCACAGAAGACGAAGAGAAUAUCUUUGAAAAGCUCUUUGAUGACACAGGGGAAAUGCUUUUGUCGAGAGCUUGCUGCGCAUCCUUACUGAACAUUUUGCAAGAAAUAUUCACACGACAGGAAGAUGUCGAAGAGGAAUGGGAAAGGUGGACGCCUUCACAACAGGUAAGUCACCAGUUCUUGAAGUCCUUUGUUGUGGAAAAGGCCAUUUUCUUCUGCCCUUUCAGCAUCGACCGGGAUCUGAAGAGAAAAGUUCGCCUGAGAUUGCUGAGGUUUUUUGAGGAUGCGCAAGUUGAGCCUACGGAUCCACUGCGUUUGGUUCCUGAAAUGCUGUACCACCCUGAUGUUUGGCUUCGAUUGGAGGCCCUGAAGUUGGGUUGCAAUUUAUUGGAGGAUGCUGACCUGAGUCUUCAGGCUGCCUUUCAGCAGUUUGAUUUUCCUCAGUUGAAUUUGCAGAAGGCUUUGGCGUAUCAAUUCUCAGAUUUUCAUUCCAACGAGCAACAUGGGGAAGAUGAUGUCCAAGUCAUCGGUGUAAUGCUGCGGAAGCUGCAAAAUCUUUGUGAAGGUCACAACUCCACGUUGCAAGCAUUUGUUGGCGAAGAUCUGUCCAUCGAAGGGAAGGACUUUGCAACACUCAUGGCAGAAUACUUGCAGAAGAGUGAGGAUGAUGACGACGAUGACCAGGAUCGCAAUAGCUUUCAAAAUCCCACGAACUUGGUGGAGUGGAUUUGCACUCUGGCAAGGCAAAGCAUUGAGCAGAUGAAGUCAGAUCAGCAGUGGCAAGUUUCAAUGAAAGGUUCGGAGAUCAAGUACUCAAUGCUGAAGCAGCUCUUUGACACGGCAGCAGAAAUUGUUCAGGGUCCCAACCGUGGAAAUCAGCGGUUGCUGUUGGAAAGCGAAAUCCUUCUUGAUGUAAACCAGCUAUGGAUGCGACAGCGCAUCGAUGAGUUUACCUUUCGAGCUCUAUUGCAAGACAACGAAGAAUUGUUUGAACCCUUUAUGAAAUUGUUGGAAUCCAUGCGGCUCUGUGAGAUUUCGGUGCUGAAAUUUCUGAUGAGUUUGCUCGAGGAGGAGGAGCUCGACCCCGAAGACCCGAAUUUCCGGGAGGUUUCGGAGGAACUGGUGGAGCAUAAAGGAACAACCAUUCGGCGGAUGGUCGAAGAGUUAAACCCGAAGAUCAUCUGUGACAAGGUGAUCAAUCAUUGGAACCUUUCUCCAGAAUCCCGUGAUCCCAUACAUUUCAUCAGCCCGGUGCAAGAUGCCGACGAAGUCAUUGAAAAUGACACCGCUGAGCAGAUCAUACGCACCAAGGGAGAGAAGGAAUCCACUGACUAUCCACUUGAGACCCAGGAAGAGCAUUCGCUAGAGCUUUGCUUUCUUUGUUGGGCUCUCUUCGAGGGUAUUCAGCAAUCACCGGAGUUUGGCAAUCGCGGCUUGUUUGAGGGAACACUAGAUCGUGGGCAAACUGCCAAUCUCGUGCUGCAUACACGCAAUCAGUGGGCAACUUCAAAGUCCAAGAUUUACGACAGCUUUAAUGAAGCAGUCACAAAGAUGCACCACAGCAAGUAUCUUCACUUCCUUUUUGGUCGGGUGGAGAUCAUCCGAGGACAAAGGUUACAAAAGCUGUUCUUCUUGGUGCCCAAGGCCAUCAGAACUUUGAAAGCUCAGUCAUUGAUCAAGGAUUGGCAGAACUCUUGCACAAAUUCCGUGGACAGAACAGGUCCUGAGGCAAAGUUGCAAGACUUUUCAGAGCAAGUGCGGGAUGAAUACAUUGGAUUUGUGGAGCAUCAGUACAAUUUGAGCCAGAAGCCAUUCCCACUGAAUGCCUCUGGGGAGGUCAUGGCCACAGCGCGGAGUGCCAUUGUCUUGCUGACCAUUGGCAUCACCUCUGUUGUGGCCUUCCUUUACGAUGGCUCCUAUUCCAAAGAUCACAAAAUGGGUGAGUAUGACGUACAUUACACCAAGAAAUGGUAUGUGUGGGUCUUGACUUCACUCAGCACUGCUCAUUUCGUUUGUGCAGUGCUCUUGGUCCUAUUUCACAUCGUUGCAUACAGUCAAUGGAAGAUCGAUACAGGCUUGGACCAAUGGAAGGAAGACAACCCACAUUCCCACCACCGACUGAACGGGAUCUUUGGAGCAAUUUUGAUGCUUUGGUUCUUCUUCCAGGAUGCCGGUUUGGUCAGCAAGCUCUUUUUGGCUGGAACAAGCUUUCUUGGGCUUCAUGUAGACUUCCUGAUCUAUUCCCUCCAUUUGAUGUAUGCCUGUGCACAAGUUGAGACUUUGGGAAAAGUCUUUGAAGCCUUGUGGAUCACCAAAGAUCAGGUGGUGGGCACGGCCGUGCUGGGAUUUUGUGUCCAAUACUGUUUCUUAGUUUUGGGUUUCCUCACCUUUCCCAAGGGCUACGGCUUCGCUGACAUGGAUACCUCGAAGUGCUCCUCCUUGAUGGAGUGCUUGCUGGCUCAUCUGGACUAUGGUUUCCGCUCCGGGCCCGUUUGGGCCACCGCGGAACUGUCUUGGUGGAAGUUUGCCUUCGAUUAUUUGUACAACUUGGUGGUGAUUCUCAUCCUGGCAGCGAUUAUCUCAGGUAUCAUUAUUGAUACCUUUGCAAAUAUGCGUGCUGAUCUACAGGAGAAGAACGACGACCAACAGAACAACUGUUUCAUAUGUGGGAUCAACCGUUCAACCAUGGAGCGCCAGAUGGUCAAAUUCGAGCACCAUGUCUUCCAGGAGCACUACAUGUGGAGUUAUGCUCGGUUCUUGAUGUAUUUAAAGCAAGCGAAGGACUCUGACUUGAAUGGCCCUGAGUCCUACGUGAAAGACCGGAUUUCCAGGCAGGAUUACUCCUUCUUCCCCAUCAAUCGAGCCCUUUCGCUCGACUCUGAUGAUGAGGAUUAUUCGGAACGGCAAGUUCGUAUCAAAGAUCUGGAAGAAAUGAGAGGAGUUGUUCGUCAAUGCUCAGAGAGCUCACAACAAGUGCUGCAGCUGAAGCGUGAAGUGAAGACCGUCCUGAAAGAGUCCAAUGAGGCCGUCUCUGAGAUGCAGAAGCGGCUACACUUCCUGUCUGGGGAUGUCCAGAAGAAGGUGCAAGAUGCAAUGCUGCAGAAAGCUGCACAGGAAGCACGGGAGAAAUAGGAGAAGGACACGAGAAACUACUAGAUGCAGGUCACGAGCGAAGAAAAAGAGACCAACUCGAAGAACGCUAAGGAUUAGACGAAGAAGUCAAGAAGUCAAGCUGAGCACCUUGGAACCACAGCUACUAGUAGCAAGAAGCUACUAGGUUGGAGGCCAUCGCUACUAGUAGCAAGAAGCUACUAGUAGCAAGGUGCAUCGCUACUACCAAGCUGAGCAACUUGAAGGACAAGCUGGGCGAAUCCACCCAAGAUGAGACCGACUUCAAGUCUAAUCCAUCCAGUUUGCUGGCUGUGCUUAUUCACCUCGGCCAUGGUUCGUCAGCUCCAACAUGGCCAACUCUCUUUGUCGCCAACUUUCGUUCAAUUUGAUGGGCUUGCGAAAACUGGUGGGCCCCGAAGGCAAGCUUUCAAGCACGGGUCAGACAGGCAAAGACUUUGCGAACAUUCAACCCUUCAUUGCACAAAUAGCCAGCAAGCUAGCGACUAGUGGACUUGCAAAUGAACAGAUGGAAUUGCGGUUCACGACUUUGAAGGAAGCACGAUGCUGAGCUGUGUGAGGCUAAUUUGGGCGGAAACAUGACAGAUGCAAAAUGCUUAAUGUGCUUAAUGCUUUUACAAAUGCAAAAUUUGAGAUUGCAUGAGAUGCUUUGCAAGGCCAUGAAGGUUGUUUUAGAGGUGAAGAGCGAGGACUAAUCGAUACUAUUUCUGAGCAAUAUUUAUUGAUUCAAUCCUGUGGGAAGAAGCAGGAAUUAAAGCUGGCGUGAAUUCUGAAAUAAGACCUGCUUGUCCUCCCUUUGCUUCUUGACAACUCCCCCGCGCUGUGAACACCGCACCGGGGGCUGUGUACAAAGGCAACAAGAAAUGUGCA